This is a messenger RNA of Amyelois transitella, 501 nucleotides long. RefSeq lists its product as uncharacterized. The coding region runs from base 97 to 342 and encodes 81 amino acids. The record is from RefSeq and is a predicted model, not a curated record. The transcript is spliced from 2 exons. NCBI's taxonomy places the organism in Eukaryota, Metazoa, Arthropoda, Insecta, Lepidoptera, Pyralidae.
CUCCAUUGAUUGGGGAAGCUGUCCUUUUGUACUCAAAUGUCUCUGUGGAUUUAGAAAGUCUGCAGCUCUUCAAGAAGAGAAGAGUCUUCAAGAGUAAUGUCAUUAUCAAGUGCUGAAAGCCAAACACCUCAUAGAAUUCUUCGCAGUUAUGCACCCGUGUUUACAACGUCCCGUUAUGGUAAGCCGGUUAUCCAGAUGGGCAGGUACCGGUUCAAUAAAUCUGGGAAUACCGGUUGGAAGACCCACUGGUACUGCGUUAAGGCCUGCAUGAAAUGCAAAGCUAAAAUAGUGACCAAAGAUGAUGAGAUUAUAGAAAUCAACGCGUUACACAACCACCAGUGACCUUAGCAGAUUUUAGGUAUUUCCGUUGCAAAUAUUAGGUACAGUUUCAGACAUGAUAUUUAUUAUUCCUGUAUCAAAACGGGGACUAUUCAGUGUCAAUUUUGUUCUUGUUUGUUUUAUUGAUAAUUAUUAUUAUAUUUAUUUCUUGAAUUGCGCGAA